Salvia splendens (bonfire salvia) is the source of this 1658-nucleotide messenger RNA. RefSeq names its product general transcription and DNA repair factor IIH subunit TFB2-like. Gene Ontology annotation, cellular component: transcription factor TFIIH core complex; transcription factor TFIIH holo complex. Gene Ontology annotation, molecular function: double-stranded DNA binding; ATPase activator activity. The transcript is spliced from 15 exons. The record is from RefSeq and is a predicted model, not a curated record. Gene Ontology annotation, biological process: nucleotide-excision repair. The coding region runs from base 154 to 1515 and encodes 453 amino acids. Lineage: Eukaryota; Viridiplantae; Streptophyta; Magnoliopsida; Lamiales; Lamiaceae.
AAUACAUCAAUUGGACAUAGACUGUGAUUCCGGAAGACAGUCAUUGUUGGAUUGAAUUUGAAGAAGUAGAGAAAUCGUUGCAAGCAAUUCUCUUUGUCAUCUACAUAUACAGAUAUAUAAGCUCAAGUAGGAGAAUUACAUUGGUCAGACAAGAUGCCGCAAGUGAGGAUUGUGGCUAGAAACUUUAUGGAUAUGGUGGCAUCCUUGCCUCCGGUGAAACUUGACAAGCUGUAUGAAAAUUCAUUCAUAUGCGAAGCUAUCUUGAGAUCUUUGCCUCCACUAGCAAAAAAGUAUGUGCUGCUGCUUCUGUAUAUAGAGGGUCCAGUAUCAGCAAAGUGGCUGGAAGAAUGGAUUCUUGCUGACGGUGCCUCGAAGCAUAAAGUAGCUAUAGACAGGCUCAUUCAGCUGAGAGUCCUGACUGAAACUGUUGAACGGAAGAAAGAAGCUACUUACCAAUUUAAUCCGCCAUUUCAGCGGAAUCUCCAGAAGCACAUACUGCAUGGUGGAGUUUCACCUAGGGAACCAAUGCCGUCAAACGUCACUGUGAGGCUUCCCAGUACAGAGGAAUUAGAUGCCUAUGCUGUCGAACAGUGGGAGUUGUUUUUGCUGCACCUAAUAAACUCUACCGAAGUGGAAAGGUCGAUGAACAUAAGCUCCUCGAUGAUGAAAGUGUUCCAGCAUGGUCUUCUCAGUCAAAAAGAUGAUAAGGAACCUUCAAGAUUGACGGAGAGCGGCUUCCAGUUUCUGCUGAUGGACACGAAUGCACAACUUUGGUACAUAAUUAGAGAAUAUAUAACUAACUGUGAGGAACAAGGUGUGGAUACAGCUGACCUUAUAUCAUUCCUGUUGGAGCUCAGCUUUCAUGUUAUGGGAAAGGCGUAUAACCUAAACACUUUGUCAGAUAUACAGAGGACCAUAGUAAAGGAUCUUGUUGAUUUGGGAUUGGUAAAGCUCCAGCAGGGCAGGAAGGAGAGUUGGUUUAUUCCUACUAAACUAGCUACCAAUCUCUCCAUUAGCCUAGCGGAUACGGCAACCAGAAAACAGGGCUUUGUUGUCGUGGAAACGAACUUUCGGCUGUACGCAUAUUCAACAUCUAGAUUGCAUGUUGAGAUCUUGCGCUUGUUUGCAAGGGUCGAAUACCAGCUACCUAACCUUAUUGUUGGCUCUAUCAACAAAGAGAGCUUGUAUAAAGCAUUUCUAAAUGGCAUUACCGCGGAGCAGAUAGUGUCGUUUCUUCAGCAGAAUGCUCAUCCUCGAGUCGCGGAGAAGAUACCUACUGUGCCCGAAAACGUCACUGAUCAGAUUAGGUUAUGGGAAGCAGAUUUGAAUAGAGUGGAGAUGACGCCUGCGCAUCUCUAUGAUGAAUUCCCAUCAAGGGACGUCUUCGAAGCCGCCUGUGACUUUGCCCGAGAAUACGGGUGUUUACUGUGGGAAAACUCGAAGAAGAUGCGGCUCGUCGUCAAGGGAGAAAUCUUCACGCAGAUGAAAGAAUUCUUGCGCCGGCAGAAGCAAUAGUGUUGUGAUAGAAUAGAGCAAUUGUGUAAUCGAGACAAACAUAAAUGUGAAGAAGACACAGUUUAACGUGGUUCACCAACGUUGUUGGCUACGUCCACGGGUGGAAACGGAGAACAUAUUUUAUUCAAAGUGUUUUCGGAUUA